GUCAUUUCAUGAUUGGUUAGGUUCAUCGUGAAAACACUUUGAAGCUUCGUCAUCGCGACCGAGAAAGAGAGGACUCAUUGUAUCUUCCCCGGAGAAAAACAAAAAAAUCAGCCAUGGCUUCCCCGUCAGAUCCCACCGAUCCAUCUCGAGAUCCAGUUACAGACCCAGAAACUCUCCCCCCGAAUCCUAAUCCAACCCAGAAACCCACCGUAGAGCAAGGAAGCGAAACCCUAAAUCUCGAAUCAACGCAGAGAGAUCUCGAGGAGUCAGACGCCGUAGAUCAGCAGCCAGAUCCAUCGAUCGAGGAAAGCAAGAACGAAGAAGACGAUAACGACGCAACGCAAGCCGUAAGCUCUUCAAUUAACCGCCGCGGAGGUGGUGGUGGUGGUGGUGGGGGGAAGCGGAAGAAAGGGCUGCUGAAGAAACGUAAGCAGCAAGAGAAGUCAAGGGAGAAGCUUGAGGUACUCUUGAAAACCCUAAAGCCCAUACCUUUCGUCCCUUGUAAAGCCCUAGACUUUUCUCGCCACGAGAAGCUAUUGAAGACGUUAGGGAUCUGGGAGUUUCUUCACUUGGAAUUCGAUCAGAACAUCCGUCAGGAUCUAGUAGCGAACCUCGUUGCUUAUUACAGUCCAGAGGGUAGGUGUAGUUAUGUGAAUGGGUCUAGGGUUAACGUGACACGUGCUGAUUUGGCUAGAGCUUUGAAGUUGCCUAAGAAGAAAAACAUUGUUAUUAGUGAUGAGGAGAGGGAGGUUCUGGAGACGGAUGAAUCAGCUAAGUUUGUUGAUGAGAUUUUGGAGACUUGGGUUCUGCUGCAUACUGAUGAUAUGUGGAUUAUGCCUGUGGAGGUGGUUGAAUGGGGAAAGGAUGUGAAGGAGAAGAAUUUGGAGAAGCUUGAUUGGGCUGCACUGCUCUGGUUCAUGGUUGAGAAAGAGCUGAAAGCUGAUCCUCCGCUCGGUGAUUGUUUCUUUGCUUCUCAUCUGCAGCUGUUGAUUAGAAGUCAGAAAGAAGAUUUACUUAGGGAAGAAUCUAAAGUGGAUGAGGAGGAGGAGGAUGAUGUUAAGGAGGUUGAGUCUAUGGUGAAGUCUCCGAAGGAAGAUUGUUUGGAGGUUAAGGAGGAAGAAGAAGAUGUUGGUGGUGUUGAUUUAGGAAGAGAUGAUUGUGGAACCGAGUCUAAGGAAGAAGAGACUCAUGUGGAAGAACAUAUGAUUGAACUGAAUCUUGGGGGGCAAGAGACUGUGUCUGAAAUGGUCGCUGAGGAGCAGCAGCAAGGUCCUGUUGAGGAACAGCCAAUGGAUGUUGAGGAAAACAAGAAGGAAGAGGUUGAAAAGUGGUCAUGGAAUGAAGUCACACAUGCUGGCACUUCCCAUUUCCUUCGCCACUGCGAUCUUAGUAUUGCUACAGAAGGAGACGAAGAGAACAACAUAGAAGACGAGCCCAUGGAAAUGGGAGAAGACGAACAGAUUGAAGAUCUUGAGGAGGAAGAGGAAACUGAGGAAGAUAAAGAAAGGCAUGAAGGAGGGUUUCCCUUUUUCCCAAAUGGGGACUCCCUUAAUGGAGAUGGCCAAGAGAAUCUCAUGUUAGAAGAUGUAUCUCCCUUACGCUAUGCCUCUGGGUUACAGAUGCAUGGCAACUCAACUGGUGGUCAUUUCCUUGCAUCUAGGGUUGACAUGCACAUGGCUAUGGGUUCAGGUAGUAAUACCAACAACAAGAGGCAGAUUGAUGAUGAGAAUGAUAUGUCUUAUCACAACCCUGACAGUAAGAGGAUGAGGACUGAUGAACCAUCUUGGGAUGAAAAACCGCCUCCAGUUGAGAUGUGCGUGGAUCAGAUUGUGAUGUGGGCUGAGAAAGCUAGGAUGUCAUGUGCUCAAAAGGAUCGAGAGCGUGCACAAUCUGUGAUGAACCAGGAGUAUCUGAUGAGCGAGCUGCAAAGAAAAGAUGAAAUGAUUCAUGAUCUUGAAAGAAGCAAGUAUGAGGAGCAACAGAGAAAAGAUUUAAUGAUCUAUAGGCUUGAGAGUGAGCUUCGGAUGAUGACGAGUGUGCUAGAAGGGUAUAGGAAGGUUUUGAAAGAAACCAAAAAGGCAUCAGCGGAGCACAGGAAGCGUUGCCCUUUACGUGAUGAAAAACCUGUCUACAAAGAUGUAAAAGGCUCUGGUGGCUUGGUUCUGAGCAUUGUUGAAAUUGAAAAGCUGAGACUGAAGCGAGAAGGGGAAGACAGGAUGACACGAGCUCGACUAGAGAGACAGAUCGAGGAGUUUGGAAAUGAUUGUCUUAAAGUAUUUCAAGAUCAAAUGCUUGCAGUGGAGUUGCUAAACGAGAGAUUGAUCGAGGUUGAAAAUGAAGUGAAGAUCUGUAGAGAGACACUUUCUGAAAGCAAGAAUGAUGAGACUUCUGAAGUUGCUGCUGCUGCUGCUGCUGCUACGGAAGAGACAUGAGAUGCUCUUAAGGUUUGUGCAAGUUAGUGAAGCUUUUGAAGAUCGUUCCAACGGAUUUUAUAUCAGCUUCGUUUUGUAUGAUGUAGACGAUGUUGAUUGAAUCUCUUUAAUCUCGUUCUAGGAAAUGUAAUCAACGGUUGUGAUCAGUAACUGUCUUGAUUAGUACUACAUUUUAUCAACA
Raphanus sativus (radish) is the source of this 2613-nucleotide messenger RNA. RefSeq lists its product as uncharacterized. The record is from RefSeq and is a predicted model, not a curated record. The transcript has 2 exons. Bases 114 to 2432 code for a protein of 772 amino acids. Lineage: Eukaryota; Viridiplantae; Streptophyta; Magnoliopsida; Brassicales; Brassicaceae.